This is a messenger RNA of Staurois parvus, 500 nucleotides long. Lineage: Eukaryota; Metazoa; Chordata; Amphibia; Anura; Ranidae. The record is from the annotation of a GenBank genome assembly.
GAAAAGUGCUCCUAAGAUUAGCGGUCAGUAGGAAGAAUGUCCCUUACAUUGGUGAUCAGUGGGAAGAAUGUCCCUUACAUUGGUGGUCAGUGGGAAGAAUGCUCCUUACAUUGGUGGUCAGUGAGAAGAAUGUCCCUUACAUUGGUGGUCAGUGAGAAGAAUGCUUCUUACAUUGGUGGUCAAUGGGAAGAAUAUCCCUUACAUUGGUGGUCAGUGGGAAGAAUGCUCCCUUACAUUGGUGGUCAGUGAGAAGAAUGUCCCUUACAUUGGUGGUCAGUGAGAAGAAUGUCCCUUACAUUGGUGGUCAGUGGGAAGAAUGCUCCUUACAUUGGUGGCCAGUGGAAAGAAUGCUCCUUACAUUGGUGAUCAGUGGGAAGAAUGCUCCUUACAUUGGUGGUCAGGGGGAAGAAUGUUUCUUACAUUGGUGGUCAGUGGGAAGAAUGCUCCUUACAUUGGAGGUCAUUGGGAAGAAUGUCCCUUACAUUGGUGUUCAGUGGGAA